Molecule: messenger RNA, 1222 nt
Organism: Neolamprologus brichardi
Lineage: Eukaryota; Metazoa; Chordata; Actinopteri; Cichliformes; Cichlidae
Source: RefSeq, a predicted model, not a curated record
UAAAACGGAUGUGGCAGUUUCGUACGGGACCCUUCGCGCAGUGCAGUGCUUGGUGAGUGCGAGAUGAAAUAAACACACAGGAGCAACAUUACCACAGAUACCGUGGGUCAGUACUACAGCACCCAGCUCACUCACAGCUUCUCACUGACGCUUUAAUAUUUUGGCAGCUUAAAGUUAAAUAACUGUUAAAGCUGUUGACACUCGGCUGUGUGAAGAAACGCUAAUAGUCGUAUAACUAGAUGCUCGUACAACAGUAGUGUUGUAGCGGCUCACCUGUGAAACGUUAUUCCCCGCUGCUUGGUGUUGGCGUUCCUUUGAUUAGAGCACCCGAGAGCGGCACAAAAGUCUGGCAUCUUCUGUUGUUUUGGGCUGACCCGAAGAACCCCGCUGCAAUAUGGCGGCGGGAUGAACGCAUCGCGGAAGGAGCCUUCUUCUUCUUCUUCUUUGUGUUUAACGGCGGUUGGCAACCAACGUAAAGGAGCAUUACCGCCUCCUACUGUUCCGGAGUAUGGGUCAGACAAUGAGUGUGUGUGCGCUGAAUGAAAAGCAGUUCUUUUCCUGCUGUCAGCUCCUCCUGCAGCAGUCUGAGCAUCUGAGAGAUGGCUGGAGCUGGGAGGCCGUGCAGGGUUCAGAAGAGGGCUACCUCAGGAAGACUGUUCUCAGGUCAGUCGUAGCCGACUGCUGCGAUGCACAGAAACAGGAAGCUGCUUCGGUUUCCCCCAUUUUCGCUCCCCCCAUCCAAGAGCUGCAGCAACAGGAAAGGACGCAGCCUGUUGUUGCUACCCGUCUUCAUUCUGACGGCAUCACAGGCGACGGCGGCGAUGAGGACGAUGCGGUCUGCGUCAUGUCUGAAGGCAGCAGCCACGUGCUUCAGUACGAGUAUCACAUCCUGUACUCGUGCAGCUACAGUGCUCCUGUGCUGUAUUUCAGAGCGUUCACCCUGGAGGGUCGGAGUGUGAUGUUAGAGGACGUGUGGAGCUCAGUUCAUCCAAACUUCAGACGCUGCCUUCAGAACAGUCCUUUGACUGCAAUCACUCAACAGGAGCAUCCUCUGCUGGGUCAGCCUUUCUUUAUGCUCCACCCCUGUAGGACGGAGGAGUUCCUGAGGCCUGUGCUGCAGGAGGAACAGCCCAGGUAGGGGCGCUGAACCACAGCACUGUUAACCCUUUAAAACAGAGCAGCACGCUCUGUUUUGCGUAGCUAUUUUUAAAUCCCGGUAGCU